AUGGAACGACCGUCACACGCUCCCGCGGAUCGCUAUCGUGACCGUGAGUGCGAAGAGCUUUUUGCGGAAUGCACUUCCACCACGGCCCUCCUGGACGACGGCACGCUCUCCCUCGUCCUCUCCUUCCUCCCCUCGCGCUUCGCCAUCUCCUCGGCCGCAUUAGUCUGCCGCCGCUGGUGCCGCGUCGCGCUGCGCGUGUGCGUGCGAUCGCUCCGACCGUCGCCCUUUUCACUCGAGAGCUUAACUCCGGAAUCUGAGAGAAUCCUUGGUAGUUUCGACUCCGAAGCGCAGUUGCUGGAGUUGACGACGCGAUUCGCCGCUACGCUUCGAUCUCUGGAGAUCCGUCCCGGCGCGAGAAACUUAACCGCCGCUGACGACGAUAAGCUGACUCCCCACGGCAUUGUGCGAAUCCUUAUCGCCUCGAAGCUUGAAACCCUAUCUCUGAUCAGUUGCGUCGAGCAGAACCGCCCCGUAGUCGACUCGCUACCCAUGAGCAGUUCACAGUUCGCGACGGUGGUGUUACCAGCCCUGCCACGUCAGCUCAAGCGCCUCGAUCUCCGCUCGGACCACUUUCUCUGCCCUGCCGCCACGCUCCCGCACCUGACGGCGCUCUCGCUCUACUCCGACGCCGUCACGUGGGAGUCGGCGUCUCUCCUCCUCGCGCUCCUCCCGUCACUUCAGCGCCUCUCCCUCGUGUCCGGCGCGCUGGUUCCGCGCGCCUUGCCCCAGCCGGGGCGCGCAGAGGUGGGUGCAGCAACAGCGCGGGAUACCUCAGCGAAUGCAGCCGCUGAUCCAGAAGCAGCAGCAUGGUGUGCAGAAGCAGCGCGGUCAGAUGCUGCUCUAUCUCUCUUCGCCUCGCUCUCCCUUGCCUCCCCCAGUGCUGGCGACCCCUUCUGGUGCCCAUCAGGGUCGUCCCUAGCGCCCUGCCUCUCCUCCAUCCGCCUGUGCCUCUCCCCCCAUCGCUCCGUCGCCUGGGAUCAGCCUCCUGCCUGCUCCCUGCUGCUCGCCCCGCUGCUCGCUGCUCCCCACCUGUUCCGCCACCUCACCACUCUGGAUUUGUCCCAAACCGACGUGCUGCGCCCCCCACCCCUCCCCUACGGCGAGCCACAGAGGAGCGAGGAGUCGCUGUGCUGGGCCAUCCGCUGCCUGCCUCUCCUGGAACGCCUCGCCCUCCCGCUGGCGUCAGAUGCUGUUCUGCUGGAGAUUUCCCAGUCCUGCCCGAGCCUCACCGCCUUGCACGCCCAGCCGCUAGCUCGCUUCAUCCCUGUCGCCUCUGCUGUGAGAACUGAGUCUGGGCGGCUGUGUGAACGUGGGGCCAGUGGGGCUGCGCCAGCUGGCGAGGAGAUGCGGGCGGCUGGAGGUGCUGAGGCUGGCGCGCACGCGGGUGGACGAUGUGCUGUCGUGGCGGCACUGUUCGGCGACAGCUGGCACGGCGGCGGUGUGGGAGUCGGUAGGGAUGCUGCGGUUGGUAGUGUGGCUGGGGCUGCCACAGCGGCUGGGGCUGCCACAGCGGCUGGGGCUGCCCCUGAUAUCUCACCUGAUUCUGACGCCACUGCUGGUGCUGGCAGUGCUUACGGUGCGCCACUGCAGCUGCAGCUGCCUCGGCUCCUUCUGCUGGACCUGUCCGGAUGCCCGGGGGUGACUUCUGCCCUCCUGCUCGCGCUCUCAGCAGCAGCGAGGGAGCAUGCUGGCAACGAUGAGAGGAGCAGAGCUGAUGGGUUAGCUGGGGCUGCUCGCCAGCUGGUGUCUCCUGAAGUGAUUGCUGGAGAUGGGUGGAGGGGGAGCGAGGAAGGUCGAAGGGAGGGUGUGUUGGGGGAUGGAGGAGAUGGUGGAGGAGUGGGUUCUGGGUAUGUGGAUUUGAGGCUUGUUGCAAGGGAGGUGGGGAUGCUGUUGCCCAAGUUGGUGGUUACGGCUAGAAGGACUGCGGAACAUGUUUUGCCAUGGGAUGGAUUUUUUGGAGAGCGGAAACUUGAGCUGGAUAGUGACGAUGAUGAGAGUGCUUAUGCACGUAGUAACUAUGCAUUGUGA
Molecule: messenger RNA, 2028 nt
Organism: Closterium sp. Yama58-4
Lineage: Eukaryota; Viridiplantae; Streptophyta; Zygnematophyceae; Desmidiales; Closteriaceae
Source: the annotation of a GenBank genome assembly